Lucilia sericata (common green bottle fly) is the source of this 900-nucleotide messenger RNA. Its product is annotated as cuticle protein 21-like. Bases 1 to 648 code for a protein of 215 amino acids. The transcript is spliced from 2 exons. Gene Ontology annotation, cellular component: extracellular matrix. Lineage: Eukaryota; Metazoa; Arthropoda; Insecta; Diptera; Calliphoridae. The record is from RefSeq and is a predicted model, not a curated record.
AUGAAAUCCUUCACCGCUGCUGCUGUUAUCUCCACCUUGGCUGCUGCCAACGCUGGUUUUGCUCCCUCUCCCUUGGCUUAUGCUGCCGCUCCUUUCGCUGCUGCUUCUCCCUAUGUAGCUCAUCACUACGCUGCCGCUCCUUAUGUAGCUGCCCCCGCUGCUUACUCUGCUCCCUUGGUAGCUAAGACUUUCGCCGCAGCUCCAGCUUUUGCUGCCCCUGGCCCAGUCUAUGCUGCUGCCCCUGCUCCUUAUGUAGCCGCCCCUGUUGCUAAGACUUAUGCUGCUGCUCCCGUCUAUGCUGCUGCCCCAGCCCCUGUUUUGGCUAAGACCGUUGCUGCUCCUUUGGCCGCUCCCGUUGCUGCCGUAGCUGCUCCCGUUGUAGCCAAGGCUGAAGUUGUUGAUGCCUACCCUCAAUACAAAUUCGCCUACAAUGUCCAAGAUGCUUUGACCGGUGACUCCAAGACCCAAGAAGAAACCCGUAAUGGUGAUGUAGUACGUGGAUCUUACUCUCUCAUCGAAGCCGAUGGCUCCCGUCGUAUUGUCAACUACUAUGCUGAUGAUAUCAACGGUUUCAACGCUGUUGUGUCUAAGGAUGUUCCCGUAGCUGCUGCUCCCGUUGUAGCUGCCCCAGCUGCCGUUGUUGCCUAAUUUCUCCCUAAGUGAUGCCUUUAUGAGAUUACUUCUUUUUGCCAAUUUGCCUUUAAUUCUUAGCUAAUUAUUUAUCUCUAUUUCGUUAUCUAUCCUUUUUCCCCUGCUAAGUCAAUGGGUUAAAUUAACCCCAUGUCUAUCUGUCAAGGUGCUGUCAAAUAAUUUCAAUGGCUUAAGCGAAAUUCAUUUGUAAAUAACUCAUAACUGAGACUUUGUUAAAACUGUUAAAUAAAAUAUAAUUACUGAAAAAAA